Epinephelus lanceolatus (giant grouper) is the source of this 2160-nucleotide messenger RNA. RefSeq names its product zinc finger, CCHC domain containing 24 (gene zcchc24). NCBI's taxonomy places the organism in Eukaryota, Metazoa, Chordata, Actinopteri, Perciformes, Serranidae. The record is from RefSeq and is a predicted model, not a curated record. Gene Ontology annotation, molecular function: zinc ion binding; nucleic acid binding.
AUGAGCUUGUUGUCUGCCAUAGACACGAGUGCCUCCGUGUACCAGCCUGCGCAACUCCUCAACUGGGUCUAUCUCUCCUUGCAAGACCCCCACCAGACCAGCGCCUUUGACGCAUUCAGACCCGAACCCAACUCUUCCCACCCGGAUCUCAGUUUCAGCAAGACUCCCGCAGCGGCGGACUUGAGCUCUUCCCUGAACUCCAACUAUCUCAACAACUUCUUUCAGCUGCAGAGGAAUGAGGCCUUAAACAACAACGUGUACAAGAAUGUGUCACCCUAUGGCUCCCUGAACAACAUCGUGGAUGGGCUCAACUCCCUGACGGACCAUUUCUCAGACCUUUCCCUCUCUUCAGAGCCAAGAAAACCAAACAAAAGACCCCCGCCUAACUACUUAUGCCACCUGUGCUUCAACAAGGGCCACUACAUCAAAGACUGCCCUCAGGCCAGACCCAAAGGUGAAGGGCUGACACCCUACCAGGGGAAGAAGCGAUGUUUUGGAGAGUACAAGUGCCCCAAGUGUAAGAGGAAGUGGAUGAGUGGCAACUCCUGGGCCAACAUGGGACAAGAAUGUAUCAAAUGCCACAUCAACGUCUAUCCACACAAACAGCGCCCCUUAGAGAAGCCGGACGGCCUGGAUGUGUCUGACCAGAGUAAGGAGCACCCGCAACACCUGUGCGAGAAAUGUAAAGUCCUGGGCUACUACUGCCGCCGUGUGCAAUAAUCAUCUUUAAUCAGAGAAAGAGUCAGAGAGCAACUUUUGUGUCCCAAGUCCUAUUGCUCAUUCUCCAUCAAGGCUGUUAACUUCCUCACUUUACAUCAAGGUUUCCCUCAUCCCUGCCCUGCACACAGCAUGGCAUCCUUUCCUCCUCACGUCUUCCCCUCCUUCUCUCAGAUGCCUCAAAUAUAGACAGUAGCUCUAAUCCUUCCUGUCCCUCUUCUCAACCACCCGUGGAUUUUUAAUCAUUAUUAUCAUUAUUUUUUCCCAAUGACAGUAUUGAAGAUUUCAUCCAGGAAUGAGAUGUUAACUUAGGAUCAAUCUCUCAAAAGUGCUCUUCAUCAAAAGCAAAAACUCGCCAAAAUCAGUGACUUUUUGUGCCUCAUGCAUCAGAAACCACAUAACCCCACUGAUCCAACCUGAUGUUUAACAACAGCUAAUCAUAUAUCGAUGAAUUAGCGUCAUUUGAGUCACUGACAGUAUUGGUCUCAAUAGAUUACCUCACCUUGGGGUUUGUUGGCUUUGUGUUUACAGAGAUCUGCCUUCCAUUUCCCUGCCAAGUGAAGUGUGUGGUAAUGUGACGAACGUUUAACCCGGGCCUCUCAUGACGGUAUAAUGUAUUCGAGGCCUUUGAUGUCUUGCCGUAUUUGGGUCAACAGCACAUCUUAUUAACUGUGAAUUAACUGAGGGACAAUGUGCCAUACAUCCCUAGCUUACAUUUGGCCUAUUUAUUUUCUUGUUGUCUAGUGUGCAAUUUGAAUUUUAACUGGGACAUAAAGAAAUGUUUUUGUAUGUUUGUAUAUCACAUGAUUGUGUAACUGCUUCCACGUGUCUUUAGAAACUACUGUAGGUUCAGUCGCUCCUCUUCUAGAUUUAGUGCGUUGCUAACAGAUAAGGUUUCAUUCACCCUCCCUGAAGUAUUUUUGUUGCCACACAAAUUCUCAGUUAUCUAUAGUGUUAGAUAGGUGUUUAUGUUAGAUAGGUAAGUUGUGUUAAUUUUGAAAUCACAAGAAGGUCAGCUGAGAAGGAAAACAGCUCUAGUUUUAGUAACAAUAAUCUUGCCGUCCACGCAGUUUGAGUUGAAUAUUCAGUUUUUCAAAGCACUUGAAAAAAAAUCAACUGCUUGCCACAUUUUGAUUGCAAUUAUAAAACAGGAUUUUAGAAGUUUAAGUGUUCACACGUAAAGCCCAUAGACUGUUUAUAAAGAUGAGCGACUUCUAUCCACUUCUUCCAAAAUAUUCCGACACUGGCGCUGCCAUCUAGUACUGGUGACGUCAUUUGGAGCCUGAGUCCGCACUGUAGCGAUAUGCAAAUGUAGCCAUAGUAUCUACGGUCCGCCUCUAUACCCAUCUGACUCAAUUGUGAGUCAACCCCCUUUUUAUAGCAUCAAAUAACUAAUUAAAACCAAACUUAAGGGGGAUUUAUACUUGUGCAUCAGCUGUAAGC